Messenger RNA from Mycena citricolor, 2114 nucleotides. NCBI's taxonomy places the organism in Eukaryota, Fungi, Basidiomycota, Agaricomycetes, Agaricales, Mycenaceae. The record is from the annotation of a GenBank genome assembly.
UUUAAACCACGAUGGGAUGAGCGAAAGGUAGCAGCUGGCAGGGCAAGGCAGGAGAAGCUGAACUGGAGGGUCAACGUCGUUGUCUAAUCGCCGCGCUGAGUCAGAGUGCAGACGACAACAGGGAGACAUCACAUACAUUACGUACACAUAUUACACUUCACCUGGCCCACUACAGCCCUCAGACUGCCUCCUGCUCCAUCGGAUGGCGGGCCUCCCCAACGAACACACGAAUGGCGACGAUGGGGUCAAGUUCAGUCCCAACGAUCUCGGGAUGUACACCAUCGUCAGCAACAUCGCCGAGGGAACGUUCGGACAGGUCAAAAAUUUGAGACUCCUCGCAGAGGCGAUCCACAAGGUCACCGGCCACCGAGUUGCGAUGAAGUUUCUCUCCCGAGCCGUGAUAGCGACCGAGGGGAACAAGCUGCGCGUCCGCCGCGAAUUCGAAUACACACGCAUGCUUAGACACCCGCAUAUCAUCAAACUCUACGAAGUCAUCACUACCCCCGAGGACAUCGUCUUUGUUCUCGAGUACGCCGAGGGCGAGUUGUUCGACUACAUUGCGCGGCAUGGGCGGCUCGAGGAGGACACAGCGCGCAGGUUCUUCCAGCAGAUUAUGGCCGGCGUCGAGUAUGCACACCGGCAGAACAUCGCGCACCGGGACCUCAAGCCGGAGAACAUCCUCCUCGACGAGUACUUGAACGUCAAGAUCGGGGACUUUGGGCUCUCGAGCGAGACGCGGGACGGCGAAUUUUUGAAGACGAGCUGCGGCAGUCCUAACUACGCUGCGCCGGAAGUGAUCAGAGGGGACCAGUACGCCGGCCCGGAUGCGGAUGUCUGGAGCUCGGGAAUCAUCCUGUACACCUUGCUAUGUAACAAGCUGCCCUUCGAGGAUGAAGACAUGCCCACGUUGUUCGAGAAGAUCAAAAGUGUCAAGUAUCAAGUACCGAGGGACAUCAGCCCGAAUGCCCAGAAUCUCAUCAAGUCCAUGCUCGUGCUGGAUCCGUCCAAGCGAAUAACCGUCGCCGAGAUCAUGAGGCAUCCCUGGUUCACGGUCAAGCUCCCGAGGUAUCUCACGCCGCUGCCGCCUAUCCCGGGUGCGGUCGUCGGGACACUGAGCUCCCUCGUCUCUGCGCCGGCUGUCCCGCUGGCACGGGACAACGAGUUCGUCGAGGGUCUGGGCCUGAUCGACUUGGAAGUCGUCGACGAGCUCGCGCAGCUGCUGGAUGGUGUCGACAGCGAGGAGGUGCUCCACAGUCUGCGGCGGAAUGACGGCAUCCGCGGGAAUCAGGUUAAGGUUGCGUACAUGUUGCUGCAGGACAAGAGGCGGGUUGGGAAAGAUCUUGCCAUCUCUGCCGAGCAGGAGCGAGACGACGAACUGGCGAGGUUGGAUCCUCGGAACGUCAUCUCUCCCAACGCUGUCUCCCCGAACGGCGGUGAUCUGGAGGAUAAUCCGUUCGAGGUCGAGUUCGAGGAAGACGUCAACGACGAUGAGGACGACGACCCGCACCUGCCGUCGAAUGUCUCUAUCCUGGGAACCUCGCUACCUCCCCUGGACAUGACGCCGACUGGCCGCGCGAAUCGGCCACGCACCAAGAAGGGUGCCCGAUGGCAUAUUGGGAUCCGGAGCUCCAGCGAGCCGAUGCGGGUUCUGAGCGAGAUUUACGGGCUGUUGCGCGAGAUGGGCAUGGAAUGGGCGGAACGGAAGGAUCUGUCCAAUAUCUACUGCAUCGAGGCGCGCGCCAGGGUCAAGGAAGUCGUGAUCGUCAUGACUAUCAACAUGUAUCAGGCGCGGCUGAACACUGAAUUCUACUGGAUCGACUUUACGCGCAAGCAGUCGUAUCUCGCUUCGACGGUCCCCGGUGCAGGCAAGUUCGAUCGUGCACCCCGGGAGGGAUCAGAGAACGAGUCUAUAUCUCCCGGGUCGUAUGCCCGGUCGAUGCUACCUGAUGGGUCGCACGUCCAUGAUGCCGUAGCGUCCCCCUUUAUGUUCUUCGACCUGGCUACCCAGCUCAUCCUCCGUCUCGCUUUUGGCCAUGCGAUAGACUGAAUGUAUUGUAUAUGCUCUCCUACUACAGCCAAUGUAUCUUGAAUCGAUUAGACCAGCAGUGGCCUCG